Molecule: messenger RNA, 465 nt
Organism: Bursaphelenchus xylophilus (pine wood nematode)
Lineage: Eukaryota; Metazoa; Nematoda; Chromadorea; Rhabditida; Aphelenchoididae
Source: the annotation of a GenBank genome assembly
AUGUCACUCGCCUUAACUUCGGAUAAUCACCUCCUGGCAUUAGUCCCUCCAAGACUACAGCAUUUGCAACUGAGUGCGGACUUCCAUCUGAUCCACCAAUCCAAACAACAACUUGGUGCUGCAAAUGUCGUCAUGCCGGUCAGAGUGUGCGUAAACGCAAAAUUAUCCUACUUCGAUGUUACCCAGAUCUCGUUUUCCUCACUGGAGAUAAGGAGGCGUUUUAUCUCGUGGAUCCGAAAAAAAUAUUCGUAAGAUUACUGGUAGCAUUUGUUGUUCUAAUGGAAAACGUAAAGUGGUAAGAAAGAGAAUAUUAUAAUUAAUGUUAUUUUGUUUAGAUUUGCCAGAUUCUGUUCAUAUUUUUGUGGUGCCAUAAGGACCGAUGGUGACGCCGCAGUGUCGAAAACCAGAACCACGACUCCGGACUACCCAAACGACAUGCCGGUGUUCCCAAAUUCAAGAGAAUGA